Brassica rapa (field mustard) is the source of this 2119-nucleotide messenger RNA. RefSeq lists its product as uncharacterized. Lineage: Eukaryota; Viridiplantae; Streptophyta; Magnoliopsida; Brassicales; Brassicaceae. The record is from RefSeq and is a predicted model, not a curated record.
CUUCAAAAAAAAAAUGGUCGGUGGCGGUAGUAUUUACGAGUUACGAAGUUGGAUGUAUUUGCACAAAGAUUCCGACGGGAGAGUGACGAAUGCAUUUCUGAACGGGCUAGAGACAUUCAUGCACCAGGCGGGCUGUACACCGAUCACGCAGGAAAGCGGUAAGAUGUUCUGCCCCUGUCAAAAAUGCAAAAAUUCGAAAUUUGUACGUAGUGAAACUGUAUGGAAUCAUUUAGUAAACAAAGGAUUUACACCACAGUACUACAUUUGGUAUCAACAUGGAGAGGGUUAUGGGGGAAAUGAAGCUAGUAGUAGUAAUGAUAAUUUUGAGGAUGCUCAUCAUAAUGAAGAAUCGAAUCAUGUGCAUAAUGAAUAUAAUUAUCAUGAAGAGGAGCAGAUGGUAGAUCAUGAUAGGGUUCAAGAUAUGAUUAGUGAUGCAUUUUUAGAAACAACUACAACAAUAGCUGAUGGAACUGGAAAUGUAGAAGAACCUAAUUUGGAUGCAAAAAGGUUUUAUGAAAUGCUAGAUGCUGCAAAUCAACCAAUCUACACUGGUUUUAGAGAAGGUCUCUCUAAAUUGUCUCUAGCAGCUAGGAUGAUGUAUAUUAAAACGGAUCAUAAUUUACCUGAGAAUUGCAUGGAUGCAUGGACGGAGUUGUUUAAAGAUUAUUUGCCAGAAGACUACGUGUCUGCUGAAUCUUAUUAUGAGAUUCAGAAAUUGGUUUAUAGUCUUCGGUUACCCUCGGAGAUGAUUGAUGUUUGCAUCGACAACUGCAUGAUCUACUGGAAGGAAGAUGACAAGUUAGAAGAGCGUCGAUUCUGCAAAAAACCACGAUUCAAACCACAAGGCCGUGGGAGGAAUAGGGUACCGUACCAAAUGAUGUGGUACCGACCAAUUACAGACAGAUUGAAAAGAUUAUAUCAAUCUGAGAGGACUGCUGCGUCGAUGAGGUGGCAUGCCGAACAUGUCCAGAGAGAUGGUGAGGUUGCACAUCCAUCAGACGCAAGAGCGUGAAAAUAUUUCAACAAGGUACAUGCAGAUUUUGCUACAAAUAUUCGGAAUGUCUAUCUUGGGUUAUGCACCGAUGAUUUAGUCCAUUUGGAAUGUCUGGUAGACAAUAUUCUUUGUGGCCAGUCAUUCUUACGCCGUACAAUUUACCGCCGGAUAUGUGCAUGGAACAAGAAUUUCUAUUUUUGACCAUAUUAAUCCCUGGGCCGAAGCAUCCAAAAAGGUCUCUUGAUGUUUUUCUUCAACCGUUGAUAGAAGAGCUAAAGCAAUUGUGGUCAGAAGGGGUGAGGACGUACGAUUGUUCCUUGAAAAACAAUUUUACGAUGCGAGCAGUUCUGCUGUGGACGAUAAGUGAUUUUCCUACUUAUGGGAUGUUGUCUGGCUGGACAACACAUGGAAGAUUAUCUUGUCCGUAUUGUCUUGGAUCCACGGAUGCUUUUCAACUGAAAAAUGGUAGGAAGAGUUGUUGGUUUGAUUGUCAUCGUCGCUUUCUUCCACUUGUCCAUCCGUACAGAAGAAAUAAGACAUUGUUUCGACAUAAAAAAAUUGUCAGAGACAGUCAUCCUCCAUAUUUCACCGGCCAGCACAUCGAAGCGGACAUUGAUUAUUACGGAGCUCAGGAAACAGUUAAGGUUGGAGGAAAUUAGUAUUUUCCUGGAAAUAGGCCUGAUGGGUAUGGUGUCUCUCACAAUUGGCAUAAGAAGAGUAUAUUUUGGGAGCUACCCUAUUGGAAGGAUCUUCUCUUACGCCACAAUCUGGAUGUCAUGCAUAUCGAGAAAAACUUUUUUGAGAACAUCAUGAAUACAUUACUUAACGUCCCUGGAAAGACAAAAGAUAACAAAAAGUCAAGGAUGGAAUUACCUGAUAUUUGCUCAAGAAGUGAGUUACAUAUCAAGAGCAAUGGAAACGUUCCUGUUCCCAUCUUCCGGUUGUCAUCAGCAGCCAAAACAACCUUGUUUAACUGGGUUGCAUCGGAAGUUAAGUUUCCUGAUGGUUAUGUUUCAAAUCUGUCAAUAUGUAUUGAACGAGGUCAAAAGUUCUCCGGAAUGAAGAGUCAUGAUUGUCAUGUGUUUAUGCAACGACUGCUUUCAUUUGCUUUUGCCGAGCUCCUUC